AAAAAAACCCUCAACCAUCAUCAAUGCGCUGGCGGUGCGGGGUCACGAACUAUGACCUUUAACAGAAGAAAACCAAAACAAAUAUUUUAUAAAAGAGCAGAGAGUCCGAAAUCUUUGACCAGCGUUUCUCGAAGACCUCACUAAUGACCCUUACAUCAUCAUGACGACCAACCUGAAUCUGCUCUCUCAGCAGAAAGUGGAAUCUGAGCACGAGGCAGAGGUGUCAUCGUCUCCUUCAGACUCAGUGAUGAGUGAGUCUCCACAGCGCUUUCAGGUCAUCUCCACUGAGCCUGCCACAACACCACAAAGGAUACAGAUUGUAACUGACCAGCAGACAGGUCAGAAGAUCCAGAUCGUGACAGCGAUGAAGCCGUCCUGUGCUCCCAAACAGCAGUUCAUUCUGACUACGGCCGACAGCUCAGGGGCUGGCAAGGUUAUCCUGGCCUCACCAGACAGCCACAACACUAAGCAGCUCAUCUUCACUGCUGCAGACAGCCUGAUGCCAGGAAGGAUACAGAUCGUCACAGAUCCAGUGUCAAUGGAACGGUUGUUAGGGCAGUCAGGGGACUUGAGCCGGCCACAGCCAGUGGAGUACUGUGUGGUGUGUGGGGACAAGGCUUCAGGGCGUCACUACGGAGCAGUCAGUUGUGAGGGAUGUAAAGGCUUCUUCAAGCGGAGCGUGAGGAAGAACCUGACCUACAGCUGCCGCAGUAAACAGGACUGCAUUAUCAACAAACACCACCGCAAUCGCUGCCAGUUCUGCCGGUUAAGGAAAUGCCUUAACAUGGGGAUGAAGACUGACUCUGUCCAGAGUGAGAGAAAGCCAGUCGACGUAGUGCCCAGAGAGAAGCAUGCCAACUGUGCUGCCUCCACCCAGAAGAUCUACAUUCGCAAGGACCUAAACAGUCCGCUCAUCGCCACACCAACCUUUAUCUCUGAUACAGAGACAGAAGGCUCCAGAUCCAGCCUGCUGGACCAGGGCAUGCUGGUUAAUAUCCAGCAGCCAGUCAUCCAAAGUGAUGGAACUUUGCUGCUGGCCACUGACUCAAAGAUGGAUCCUGGGCAGGGAGACUUGGGGACACUAGCCAAUGUGGUAACAUCACUGGCAAACCUGAGUGACUCACUAAGAGAGACUCUAAACAAUGGUGAUACCUCAGACAGCCAACAUGAGGAGCAAUCUGCCAGCGAGAUAACACGUGCCUUUGACACCUUGGCCAAAGUUUUCAACCCACCUGAAGUAGGGGUUGGACUGAGUCUGGCAGAUAAGCCUCAGUGUGUCGGUGGAACAACCAUCCAGCUGAUUGGUCGAGACCAGGAGACCCCCAUCAUUGAGGUGGAAGGACCACUGCUCACAGACAGCCAUGUUGGCUUUAAGCUGACCAUGCCCAGCCCCAUGCCCGAGUAUCUGAAUGUACACUACAUCUGUGAGUCAGCAUCUAGACUGCUCUUUCUCUCCAUGCACUGGGCACGCUCUAUCCCUGCCUUUUCAGCUCUUGGUCAGGAGGCAAACACCAGUUUGGUGCGAGCCUGCUGGAAUGAGCUGUUCACUUUGGGUCUUGCUCAGUGCGCUCAUGAGAUGAACCUGUCGACCAUCCUCGCUGCCAUCAUCAACCACCUUCAGAGCAGCAUCCAGGAUGACAAGCUUUCGGGGGAGAGGGUGAAGCAGGUGAUGGAGCACAUUUGGAAGUUCCAGGAGUUCUGUAACAGCAUGACGAGGUUGGAGACUGACAGCUACGAAUAUGCCUACCUGAAAGCUAUAGUGUUGUUCAGCCCUGAUCACCCAGGUGUGGACAGCAGUGGGCAGAUUGAGAAGUUCCAGGAGAAAGCCUUGAUGGAGCUGCAGGACUACAUUCAGAAAACCUACCCAGAUGACACCUACAGGUUGACCCGCAUCCUGACUCGUCUCCCAGCCCUGCGCCUCAUGAACUCGGGCAUCACAGAGGAGCUCUUUUUCACUGGCUUGAUAGGUGAUGUUUCUAUUGACAGCAUCAUUCCCUACAUCCUCAAGAUGGAGACGGCUGAGUAUAACGGCCAGGACUCUGACCCUACAGAAUGACACCCCAUCACUCCAGCACCCAGAACUGUCAAAUUAAAGAUUAGCGAGUCUCCACUUCAGGUACUCUUAUUUGUCUCUCGUGGGGAUUACCGUUGAACCCCAGUUUAAAGUUCUGCAGCGGCCCCUUGUUUUGUAACGAUGCAUGGUGCAAAGUCAUUCAGGAAUCCUUGAUAGAUUAAGAUAAUUGGCGAUUAGAAAACCAGGAUGACACUUGGAAUGUUUUCUGGAGCUGACACAGUGUGGUAUUCUUACAUUUCUGGCUCUAAACUCAGUACAUCUGUACUGAAUGGAAAAGGAAUCCUCUGCAGCUGCAACUGUUCUAAUCUCCUUUAAUGUCUUUAUGGCACUUCAAGCUAAUCACACAUGUAGCCUAUUUUACCUUUUGAACUAAGCCUUUCAAAUUGUCGUAGUCUUAUCUAAGCCUUACCAUGCUCUCAUAUUUAUCCCAUACAUUAUAUCGCAUUAGGUUGCAGAUAAUAGAUGAGCUGUAUCGACAAGCCGAAACAGAAAUCGUACGUGUGAAAGUGAAAUUUCACCUAUUUAAAAGUCUAAAGACUAAAGUAAAGUCCUUACUUUAAAGUGUACUUUGAAGCUGUUAAGUAUUUGUUUAUGUUGGUAUUUUGGAACAUUGGAGCAGUAUAAACUGGUAUUUGAAAGAAUGUGCUGCUAAAUUGAGAAUUCAGGCUAUUACAAAGACUAAGUAUGACUUUUCUGAACGUCAUACCACAAGUAAUAGUAACAUGCUGCAAUGAUUGUCUCUCUCUUCAAUUUUGAAAUUGACACCAUUUCCUCAAAGGUGAGAGACAUUAAUGUACAGUUCUUUACUUUAAAUACAUUUAAAUAAUAGUUAGAAUGAUAACUCCAAUCAGGUACAAACACUAACUCAAACCUCAAUGAAUUUGUCCUUAAUCUGUAUUCAUAUGGACUGUCUUUCAUAGCAUUUAUCUACCACACAGUGCAUUACAACAUGACCUGAUUUCAUUCAGUUUCACUUUUAACUCACAUUCACAAAGCAACUAUUAGCCAGUUAAGAUGACCAUAUGUGUUUUUUUUUAUACUGAAUGACAUCUCAGAGAUUUUAGCUUUGGGAGUGCUUUUAUGUUUAGGUACACUUAUUUCUAGAUUAUCAUGAACAUGUUGCUAAUAUAACCUGUGCAAUCACUUCAUCACUUUUCCCUUUACGACAAUCAAUUUGUUAUUUCCUUCUGUCCCAUCAGUGUCAUGACAAUGCUUCUCAAUCUGCAUUUUGUAUAUUUAUCAAUGGCAGUUUUUUUUUUUUUUUAUUUAAAGAUUUGGGGUUCAGAAAUGUUACUUAUGUGUAGCUAUGCUACUGUUUUUGUACUUGUGUUUGCAUUUGUACUCUUAAGUGUGCACAUCAAUCAGCCUCCGUGUUCAUGCUGACUAAUACUUUGGGUUUUCUGUGUUUUCUAAAAACUUAAAUUUGUUGCAUACUAAGUGUACUUAAAGUACUUUUGGGCAGGUUUCCCUGAUUUAAAAAAACCCCAGGUCUUCUAGGAAGCCAGUCUCGAGUGCGUCUUAAAGACCUUAUUGAGACUUGCAUCAGCUCACCCUCUUGUAUAAUGGUUCAGAAUAGGCAUCCACAGCAACAUGAAUGAUAAUGGGAAUGUAAAGAAGUCAAUAAUGAUUAUGUCUUGUUAAAUAAAUGUCAAUUGUAAUAUUUGGGGUUUGAAACCCGUACAGACUGUUUAUAAAAGCACUGUUGUGAAAUGACCUUUUUAAAUGUAGUUUCAUUAAAAUGAGUGCAUGUUGUUUUUAAGAUGGGUUUUAUAAUCUUGUCGCUGUUUGCCCUAAAAACAAGCAUUGUUAUGAAUUUUAUAGUGCAUUGCAGUGCAUGAAGAAGUUGCUUAAGUGCAUUUUAUUAAAUGCUAUUUGAAAAUGUUUAUUUAAAUGUUGUGGCUUUAAAAUAUUUACCAUGAGCAGCUCCCACAUUAGAGGAUAUUAGAUUAGCAAAUUCUUUUGUGUGUGGAUUGAGUAUCCUAUGGUUAAAAUUUUAUACAAUGUAAAUGUACUUUGUUUUUCUGCUCAUGUAAAAUGUAUUUCUUCAAACAUUGAGAUUGAGAAACAACAUUCAUGUUUUUCUCAAGUUUGUCAUGACCCCACAUUUCUACCUCACACCGAUGAAAAUAUAACACAAAUGUAUUAAAGACUAAGCUCCUGUAUCAGCAUUCCAGUCUCUGAGGCUGGCUUCUCUGAAGCCACACGCUAUAAAAGAAAUAAACAAUUAUGAAAUAUGA
Molecule: messenger RNA, 4311 nt
Organism: Perca flavescens (yellow perch)
Lineage: Eukaryota; Metazoa; Chordata; Actinopteri; Perciformes; Percidae
Gene: nr2c2
Product: nuclear receptor subfamily 2, group C, member 2
Exons: 15
Coding region: 161-2056 (631 amino acids)
Biological process (GO): regulation of DNA-templated transcription
Molecular function (GO): DNA-binding transcription factor activity; zinc ion binding; sequence-specific DNA binding
Source: RefSeq, a predicted model, not a curated record